Paramecium primaurelia is the source of this 156-nucleotide messenger RNA. The record is from the annotation of a GenBank genome assembly. Lineage: Eukaryota; Ciliophora; Oligohymenophorea; Peniculida; Parameciidae.
AUGUUGAAGAGUUAAAUUUCUAGAAAAAUUGACAUUAUUCCUUAAAUUCAAACAAUCACAGCAUUUUAAAAUAAACCUGACAUGUUUUAAAAAAGAAAUUUAAUGUUGAUAAUAAAUAAUCAAUUGGUUUUUUUUAACCAACUCAAUAGGCAUUGA